CGCCUGGCUGCACCCGUCAGUCUUCCAGAACAGGAAAAGCACCACAGAAUAUUGGAGAAUGAAGCUUCUUCUGACCAUCUCCCUUGGCCUGCUGGCACUCAGUCUUCCAGCUCUCUGCUGGCCUCAAUAUGAAGUUCCACAGUACCAGUUUGAGGAUCCAGAAACGCCCCAAAGAGACAUCGACGUCGACGCUCUGAUGCAGGAUGAGGUUGACUAUGGCUACCCACAGGAGGAUGGGCCUGCGAAUGUUGUUGAGGAGGAACUAAGGAGAAUGCAGCUAAUUAAUGCUAACCGUGCCGCGUGGAACGAGGAUGCCAUGGUUGAACAGAGAGGAAGCCUCUCACUGAACCACCACUCUUCAAGCAUCAGUUUCGAGAAGUACUAUUGGAGAAUGAAGCUUCUUCUGACCAUCUCCCUUGGCCUGCUGGCACUGAGUCUUCCAGCUAUCUGCUGGCCUCAAACUGAUGACGACCUGCCACCGGAAAGCGAAAUGCAACAAGACAAUGAUUAUGGCUACCUGCAACAAGAUGACAAUGACCAAGGGAUGGCAGAGAGGGAAGGCGAAAUGCAACAAAAUGACGAUGAUGGCUACUUGCAACAAGAUGACGAUGACCAAGGAAUGGCGGAAAGAGAAGGCGAAAUGCAACAAGACAACGAUUAUGGCUACUUACAACAAGCUUAUGGCGUAAAACGUAAUAAUGAUGAAUUAGCUGAUCUGACCUCAGAUGAUACGGAGAUGCCUGAUGAGGAUUCUGCUAAACAACUGAUGACACAACUCGCAGAAGUUAACCAGGAUGACGAAGAAGCCAUGGAGCAAGUCAAAGUGUUGAUGAGCGGGUCGACUGUUGGACUGCGUCUGAGUGGAUGUGGUCGCUGGCUCACCUGUCGCAGUAGGUUCUGCUCAUCGACGUACGCAGCGUGUGCAGCAGCUCGAUUCAAGAUGUUCAAAUCGCGACCUGGACCCAUCCUAACCGGCGAUUUCAUCGGCCUUCACUACAGCUACGGAAGACCGUCCUGGUUUUCGUUGAAGAACUGCGUGGGUCAAAAGUCUGUUUGCCCGGGAACACCGUCCGUCUUUGGAUUCAAAACUUGUCCACUUUGGCACACGUGCCAAACGGAGGUGUUCCAGAUUUAUGCCAAGGGAAAGGGCCUCGGAGCGAGAAUCACAAACAAGGACAUCGUAGCUCUGUAUCACCCCGGUGUUACAGCAAGUGGCUUUGUCCAGUUCCUCAGUAGUAAGGUCCGUCUUUCCCAGUGCCUCCUCCAAAAGUCAGGCAACUGUCGUCCGCCGAGUGUCUCAGCAUUCCACCGUUGCAAGGCAGACACCGUUCAAAUCAACAUCUUUCGCUGAAGAAGAAGGAGAGCCAAGUCAUCACUCAAAAUGGUCAUUAGUUUUUUAGUUAUUGGAACAGACAAUUAGUAUUUGUUAGAGUUUUGUUACAUAAUGUGAAUGACAUCAAAAGUGGAUUUGGAUACUCAUAGUAGAAAACAAAAAGCCCCGAAAAUACAAAAU
Molecule: messenger RNA, 1513 nt
Organism: Geodia barretti
Lineage: Eukaryota; Metazoa; Porifera; Demospongiae; Tetractinellida; Geodiidae
Source: the annotation of a GenBank genome assembly